Musa acuminata AAA Group (dessert banana) is the source of this 531-nucleotide messenger RNA. Its product is annotated as mannose-specific lectin-like. The record is from RefSeq and is a predicted model, not a curated record. The transcript is spliced from 2 exons. Lineage: Eukaryota; Viridiplantae; Streptophyta; Magnoliopsida; Zingiberales; Musaceae. The coding region runs from base 1 to 531 and encodes 176 amino acids.
AUGCUUGUAAUGUCCAUAAGGUCCACAAGACACGAUACGGUGACACGGUGCGAUGCAGACGACGGUAUUCCCGAAAGGAUCACAUCCGGCGCUCGCGUGCCGGCCAUCUUCGGCCUUCUCGUAACGUCUUGCACGGCCGACAACAUUCUCUACACCGACGAGACGCUCUACACGGGGCAGUCACUGACGUACGGGGCCAAAAGACUCGCUAUGCAGUCAGACUGGAACCUGGUCCUCUACGACUCUAAUCGUGCCGUCAACGGCAACGCUCUGUGGGCGUCCGACACCUCGAGGAACCGAGCCAACUAUAUAUUGGUCCUGCAAAGGGAUCACAAUGUGGUGAUCUAUGGCCCUGCGAUCUGGGCCACCGGCACCAACUACCGCACUCCCGGUCUCGUCAUAGCCCGGAACGCCACCGGCACUCCGGUGGUCGUCGCGUUCGCCGCUGAGGACGUCAACAACAGGAAGAUCGCCAUGGUGACUAAAGAACUGACUGGUGGCGGUGAUUCUGCUAUAAUAAGCACGCUUUGA